ACCAAAAUAUGGAACCCUAUCUGGGACUGGGGCACAACGAACCGGGCGGGUUCUUCUGGCCGAAUUUACCCGCUAGUCACACGUUUGUGGGAGGCGUAUCUUUUCUGGCCCGAACCGACCCGUUGCAGUCGUCUCCCUUUCUUCCUUCCGUUCAUUUUGCCGUCAAGAGGGGACGGGAAGGGAAGGGAACCAGACAGAUAUGGCGAGCACUCCUCCGUUAUUGUCAUCGCCUUUUCUCAGUUCCAGAACUUUUUCUCCCAACCGCCGUCUUUCUCCUCCCAUGUUUCAGAAGUCGUCGGCCAGUCAAAGUCUCCUGCGGUCGUUCCUGCUUCGAAGUAAGGGAUGUUAGCUACCGGCCUCCGGGGACACAAGAGAACCUUUUGAAUGGAGUUAGCAUUUCCCUUCCUGAAAAUAGUCUUGGCUUGAUUUUUGGACGGAGUGGAAGUGGGAAAACUACUCUCUUGCAGCUUAUUGCAGGGCUUAGCAAACCAACAUCAGGCUCCAUUUAUGUUCAAAGAUAUGGUAAUGAUGGCAAGCCAAAUCAGUCUCCUGAGCAGUUAACUCCUGAAAGAGUUGGUAUUGUUUUUCAGUUUCCUGAGAGGUAUUUUGUGGCAGAUAAUGUUCUUGAGGAGGUUACAUUUGGAUGGCCAAGGCAAAGGGGUGGCCUUCAAUUGAAAGAACUUCUUGCUUCAAGACUGCAUAGAGCUAUUACUUCGGUUGGACUGCAUGGGAUCUCCUUGGAUAAAGACCCUCAAUCUCUAAGUGGUGGAUAUAAACGACGGUUGGCAUUAGCAAUUCAAUUAGUGCAGUUUCCUGAUUUACUGAUACUGGAUGAACCUCUUGCUGGUCUUGAUUGGAAGGCACGUGCAGAUGUUGUGAAGCUGUUGAAGCAGUUAAAGAAAGAACUGACUUUACUUGUCGUGAGCCAUGACCUCAGGGAGCUGGCCGGGCUAGUUGAUCGAUCUUGGAAGAUGGAAAUGGGUGGAGUACUCAAGGAAGAGCCUCUACCAGUUUACUAGUCCCAGCCGUCAUGGCAGCAGUGGCCAGGAAGCAGCCAAAGUUUCCUUUUUCGGUGCGCCUGAGCAUGACACAUCAACUAUGUUGCUGCCGCUCUUGGGGGGAGGGGGGAGGGGGCGUCGCAAAAUUGUACACAUACGAACCCCAAAUCCCAUAAAACCAACCAAUGCUACGGUGGCUGUUGUUUGCGUGUGAUAAUUGUCUGUAAAGACCAAUUCCAAUGUUAUCAACCAAAUCGAUGUAAACGGAAACGUAGCUGAAAUGUUAACCGAUGCUUAUUCGUCACCUUAACGUGUCCCCAACGUCUUCUGUAUUUUUCUCUCUAUUAUAAUAUGUAAGUAUUAAUUGCAAUCGCACCAA
Molecule: messenger RNA, 1377 nt
Organism: Diospyros lotus (date-plum)
Lineage: Eukaryota; Viridiplantae; Streptophyta; Magnoliopsida; Ericales; Ebenaceae
Product: ABC transporter I family member 11, chloroplastic
Exons: 10
Coding region: 9-1019 (336 amino acids)
Biological process (GO): transmembrane transport
Cellular component (GO): chloroplast envelope; membrane
Molecular function (GO): ATP binding; ATP hydrolysis activity; ATPase-coupled transmembrane transporter activity
Source: RefSeq, a predicted model, not a curated record